Odobenus rosmarus divergens (Pacific walrus) is the source of this 1262-nucleotide messenger RNA. It is a transcript of the gene GSX2, whose product is annotated as GS homeobox 2. The coding region runs from base 315 to 1229 and encodes 304 amino acids. The record is from RefSeq and is a predicted model, not a curated record. Gene Ontology annotation, biological process: regulation of DNA-templated transcription. NCBI's taxonomy places the organism in Eukaryota, Metazoa, Chordata, Mammalia, Carnivora, Odobenidae. The transcript has 2 exons. Gene Ontology annotation, cellular component: nucleus. Gene Ontology annotation, molecular function: sequence-specific double-stranded DNA binding; DNA-binding transcription factor activity, RNA polymerase II-specific.
GCCGCUUCUGUUGUGACUCGGGCAGCCUAUCCCGAGGGUGGGGAGCUGCUGAGGAGCCUGAGCCGAGCGGUACUCCGCAGCAUCACGUGCCGGGGUGGGGGCUAUAAAAUCCCGGAGCCGGGGCGCCGGGCGGGGGAUGUGAGGACCAGCCCUCUCCAGGGACCCCUUUGUUCGCAGCCCAGACGCCGAACACCUCCGCGUCCCCGAGGGCUCCACCGCCCGCUUCCGCGCCGCGCCCGGGGCAGAGCUCAGAACAGGAGAGGGGAGGGGGCGCCACCGCUGGCCCGGCCCUCCUGCCACCCACCCCUCCCGACAUGUCGCGCUCCUUCUAUGUCGACUCGCUCAUCAUCAAGGACUCCUCGCGGCCCGCGCCCUCGCUGCCUGAGCCGCACCCCGGGCCAGAUUUCUUCAUCCCGCUGGGCAUGCCGUCCCCGCUGGUGAUGUCGGUGUCUGGGCCCGCCUGCCCGUCCCGCAAGAGUGGCGCGUUCUGCGUUUGCCCACUCUGCGUCACUUCGCACCUGCACUCCUCUCGCGGGCCCGCCGGCUCCGGCGGCGGGGGUGCAGGCACCGGGAGUGCAGGGGCCGGGGGUAGUGGGGCGCCGGGGGGCGCCGGGGCCCUGCCCCUCCUCAAGGGUCAGUUCUCUUCGGGUCCCGGGGACGCGCAGUUUUGCCCACGCGUGAGCCACGCGCACCAUCAUCACCACCCGCCGCAGCACCACCAUCACCACCAUCAGCCCCAGCAGCCGGGCUCUGCCGCUGCGGCGGCGGCCGCGGCAGCAGCGGCGGCGGCCGCGGCGGCCUUGGGACACCCUCAGCACCACGCACCUGUCUGCGCUGCCACCACCUACAACGUGGGGGACCCGCGGAGAUUCCACUGCCUCACCAUGGGGGGCUCGGACGCCAGCCAGGUACCCAAUGGCAAGAGGGUGAGGACGGCGUUCACCAGCACGCAGCUCCUGGAGCUGGAGCGGGAAUUCUCUUCCAACAUGUACCUGUCUCGGCUCCGGAGGAUCGAGAUCGCGACAUACCUGAACCUGUCAGAGAAGCAGGUGAAAAUCUGGUUUCAGAACCGCCGGGUGAAGCAUAAGAAAGAAGGGAAGGGCACACAGAGGAACAGUCACGCGGGCUGCAAGUGUGUCGGCAGCCAGGCGCACUAUGCGCGCUCCGAGGAUGAGGACUCCUUGUCGCCGGCCUCGGCCAACGAUGACAAGGAGAUUUCUCCCUUAUGAGGGAGGGCUGCCUCCCUCUCACCACAUGCUCCU